AUGGGUUAUAGCGACGUUGAGGGCGCGCCCGCCGGCUGUGCUGCCGCAUGCUUCGAGGGGGACGUUUCAUCCAUCGAGACGAGCAAAGGGGGGUACCAAUACGUCGGGGCAUCUAUGGGGCAAUAUUCCGUCUCCUCUGACAUGGUCUUUGUCGGCCGAGGAAUGGGGGAUUGGGAGAAGAAGGAGGCGGGCAAGAAGCCCAAUGGCCUUGCUUGGUGCGUGCCUUGCCUCAUGCUUUCGGCGCUCCUCAUCGGAUUGGGCCUUCUGUGGUGGUUCUUCUCGCAUCGACCCGUUGGUGCAGACGAGAUCCAGCCCACAUUGAACUGCUACGAAGGAUACCAUGACUGGAAGAACCUCUGGACUCCGGAGAAGCAAGCCGCCUGCUGCGAUCAGUACGGCCGUGCGUGUCCCCAUUACCAUGUGGAGCGUGACGUGAUCCACAAGCAAGUGCCCUAUCCUGUUUCCUCGCCGCCGCACUACCACUACGUUUCCGUCCCC
Symbiodinium sp. CCMP2456 is the source of this 498-nucleotide messenger RNA. NCBI's taxonomy places the organism in Eukaryota, Dinophyceae, Suessiales, Symbiodiniaceae. The record is from the annotation of a GenBank genome assembly.